AUGGACAUACUGAUGGGGGAACCAGAGCAGAGUCUGGAGAAGGAAAUUGAAGCCGACCUCACAAUAGGGGACCUGACAGUCCACGAAGACCGCAACGAAGUGAUGCACUUUCUUCAUCCUGUAGUCUACAUGACGAACAUCAAAGGGCUGUACAAGAAAGACGAUGUCCUGGAGACAAAAUGGACCAGUUACAUAACGAUCUUCAGAAGCAAUGUGUAUCUGAGUAUAUUUGGAGUAUCGGUUCUUGUGUCCAUUCUCUUUGUAGUGAUUGCCAGAUCAGCGAAUCGCCUACACCGUGGACUCGAUGAGAGUGCGUUGGUCGUCUGGCUUGAUGCAUCCUGGUUCACACUUGCAGCUUUGGCGAAGCAAGGUGUAGACUAUCACUCUCAAGGCUUAUCCGGCAGGUUCAUAGUGGUAUCCUGGUGGAUAUUUGCCAUCAUCAUGUCAACGGCGUAUGGUGCUAAUCUCAUAUCACAGCUGUCCGUCCACAAAGAGCAGAAACCUUUCCACAAUCUGGCUGAGCUGAUACGAAGUGAGGACUAUUCGUUUGGUUUGAUUGAACCCAGUAUUACCUCGAUGAUAUUUCAGAAUACGAAGUCUGGAAGCGUAAAACAAGCAUGGUCUGUUCUAAGAGAGAGGGCCAAAACGAAUCCAGAAGUUUUAGAUGCUAAUCCUGCAAAUCACUUUAAGAUGGUGGACAGUGGGAAAUACUGCUAUCUAGGAUCGAAUUACUAUCUGGAAGCUUACCAAGGAAAGGACUGCACAUUGAAAAUGAUGGACAGCCCAGUUUCAUGGCAACAUUUAGCCUUCGGAAUGCCCAAAGGAUCACCACUCAUAGACGAAUUUGAGCGAACAUUAUUCAUUCUCAAUCAAAUCGGAUUUGUUGCAGACAGAAGGAAGAAAUGGUUUAAAACCAGAGAUCCUGAAGAGUGUCGGUCUUCAGCAUCAGUGAAACCUGUUAACUUCGCUGAUAUUCAGAUUGCGUUCUACCUGCUGGCAACGGGAACUCUCUUUAGUAUUAUGAGCUUACUUUCAGAAAUUGUAAUAGCUUCAACCAAGAAGCGCUAACUAUUAAAAUGCAAAUGAUCAUUGACAUUUGUUUUAACAAUAUCUGACAGUGGUAUUAAAAUAUUCAAAUCAUAAAUAAUAGUUUGUAAUUUGCAUUAGGUAAUGGUAUUAUAUGAUGAC
Messenger RNA from Gigantopelta aegis, 1188 nucleotides. Its product is annotated as glutamate receptor-like. Gene Ontology annotation, cellular component: membrane. The transcript has 5 exons. The coding region runs from base 1 to 1068 and encodes 355 amino acids. Lineage: Eukaryota; Metazoa; Mollusca; Gastropoda; Neomphalida; Peltospiridae. The record is from RefSeq and is a predicted model, not a curated record. Gene Ontology annotation, molecular function: ligand-gated monoatomic ion channel activity.